Messenger RNA from Brassicogethes aeneus, 300 nucleotides. Lineage: Eukaryota; Metazoa; Arthropoda; Insecta; Coleoptera; Nitidulidae. The record is from the annotation of a GenBank genome assembly.
AUGUAUAAAAUGUUAUGUAUGUUACUUAUAAUUUAUGGAGCAAUUCCAAGUGAUGUAGAAGCAUAUCCAACACAAUUAGAUGAAGGUAGAUAUGUCGAACGAGAUUAUGCAAGUCCAGGCGCGCAUCAACUAGCAAGCUGGAUAGCGUCCCAGAUGCGUCCCAAGGAAUUUAUCCCGCCUCAAGAUAUCCCCAUACUGCCCUACCGACUUCCGGCUCAAGGAAAACGUAACUCGGAAGUCUCCAAUGCAAUUAUCGGCUCGGAGGAGACGCAGAAAAUGUACCGGGAUGGAAGAAAAUAA